Molecule: messenger RNA, 1359 nt
Organism: Lotus japonicus
Lineage: Eukaryota; Viridiplantae; Streptophyta; Magnoliopsida; Fabales; Fabaceae
Product: probable inactive poly [ADP-ribose] polymerase SRO1
Exons: 6
Coding region: 1-1359 (452 amino acids)
Molecular function (GO): NAD+ poly-ADP-ribosyltransferase activity
Source: RefSeq, a predicted model, not a curated record
AUGACAAUUGUUGGUCCUCAUAGCAGACAAUUCUUUCUUAGGUAUUAUUUGAACUAUAAGAAGAGUGGAAAACCUAAACGUGUGAUGUUCUACAAUAAUGGUGAAUGGUUGGAUUAUCCUAGAGAUAUUGUUAGUUUGGUCAAGAAUGAUCUUGAAAUGAAAAAGGCAGCUCUGGAAAUAAGGCUAAAUGGUUGUGAACUUAUACUAGAUUUUUUACACAUGUGCCAGGUGGACUUGAAAACCGAUUUGCAACAACCAAUAGCAUGGAUUGUUGAGGUAGGAGGUUGCUUUUUCCCUGAAACUUGUGUUGUUUCUGAUGGUAAAUCUUAUAACUUAUGGGAACAUGAGAGAGUGAAAUUAUGUAUUGAAAUCAAAGUGAACGAGGUUGAUGAAUCCAAGUUGAGGGAGUGUAGUGGGGAGCCUAAGAAUAAAGUAGGUUUUGUUCCUUAUGCUGAAUCUAUACAAGGAAAUUUGGAUUUGGAUGAUGUACAGAAGAUUUUCCUUAAUGGAAUGAACAUUUUUGACAGUAUUUAUGUUGAGAUAGUGGAGGCAUAUCGCUGCUUAGGUACAUUAAUGCAAGCACAAUUGGAGCUAUUCCAGACUCAAGCUAAAAUUACAAAAGAACUACAUGGGGAUGCAAAUUUUCGAUAUGCUUGGCUUCCUUUUUCUAAAGAAGAUUUAUCUACAAUGAUGAAGUAUGGACUUGGGCAUUGUCCACUCUGUGCAACCAAAUGCACGUACGGUGCUGGUGUUUAUCUUGCAGCUGUUACCUGCCCUUAUGCUAGUGCUCGUUAUUGUGAUACAGACGAAAAGGGUGUUCGACACUUGGUUCUUUGUCGCUUAAUAAUGGGGAGCAUGGAAGUUUUUUUUCCUGGCAUUGGCUCCGCCACCGGUCAAUUUCAACCCAGAAAAUCUAAAUAUGAUACUGGAGUUGAUGACAUCCAAUGCCCAAGAUACUAUACAGUAUGGAAUACGAAUAUAAAUACUUACAUUUAUCCAGAAUUCAUUAUUAGUUUUAAGGUCUCAGGAAAUGCUGAAGACUAUUUUUGUGGAAAAGUGAGAGUAAAUAAUGAUUCCGGUGCUAAUUCUUCUAGUUCCAAUUUGACUAGUCAUGGUUCUAGUGACUUCAUAGAGUCAGCUACUUCAGUGGAUAAUGAGUUUUAUCCUUUUUUUUCUUCUUCUGAUUUUAAUGCCAUUCGAGUAAUUUCUAUGUUGGUCCUGGCUAUUACUGACAAGGUUUCUUCCAGUGAUAUGAGUUUUAUCAAAGCGCAUUAUGAACUAUACAAGAUACUAUCAAACGAUGAAUUGGAAGGCUCCAACCAGAAUGAAGGCAGAGACUCACUGUCUAUGAGGAAUUGA